ACCCAACUUGAAAAAAUUCGGGAUGAUCUUAAGAACAAUUCACACAAUGCAAUAAAGAUGGUACAGGAAAACGAUUGUAGGAUAGAUUCAUUCAGCAAUGAGGCAACGACUCUUGUAGAAAACAUGCGGGUUGAUAUGGAGCGGUUGGCUUCAGGGAAAUUUGAAGUAAAUAAUGACGACGCCAUUUCCGAGAUGGCCGACAUGCCUGUUGAAAAUCGUCCCGAAUCUUCAGCAUCGGUAUUAACAGAAAUCAACGGCGAUUGUCGGAAACGAACACGAAGUCAAAUGCCCAUACGGAAAAAGCGUCAUAAG
Paraglomus occultum is the source of this 312-nucleotide messenger RNA. The record is from the annotation of a GenBank genome assembly. Lineage: Eukaryota; Fungi; Glomeromycota; Glomeromycetes; Paraglomerales; Paraglomeraceae.